AUGGAGCGAAGGAGGUAUAUCGCACCAAGUUUCCUUCAUAUACCCUCAAAUAUCGAGAAGAAUGAAGUAGCUAGUAGAGAAACCCGCAACCAUGAGUAUCUCAAGCGUCAGCGUGGCCUGGAGAUAUUCGUAGAGGAAGACGAUGAGCGGGAAUGCACCCCGAAAGAGUCAAGCAGCUUUGGUAAUGCAGCACCGAUUGAUUCUGCUGCUUUUAGCUUAAAAGUAGAUAUAGAAGAGUUCAUUAAAUCCGGUGAUACAACAUUCACAACAUCAGCUACGGUUUGCAAUGAUUUCCUUCAAAGUGGUGAGAGUGUGUGGCGACCUCAUGGUACAUCUCCCACGCCACUGGAGCUUCCAAGCGUUAAGCCUCAGUUGGAUCCGCAUGGGCCAGAAUUUUCGCGGCAAAUUCAAGGACAAUAUCAACACUCGAAAUGUGUUACAAUGGCUUCAUCGCACAAUUUUAACCAUUUGUCAUCGAUACGGACUUUCUUUCCUGUGGCGCCAACGAACUCCAUAUCUCCUCCUUAUGUGCUUCAGAGGCAAAAGGAGCACGAAGCUGAAGGUGUUCAAAUUAAAACUGGGAUCAGCAACGACAGCAAGCGAUAUGAGGAGAAAAUUGCUGAUGGGUUCUCGUCAGGGGGUCCCGAGACAUGUGCCGUCGGGAUACUACUCCAGGACCCGGUGUCAUCCGCUCUUGGCCAGCAGCAUUAUGGGCACUCUCCAAGCGACCCGGAAGUUAAGUCCGAUCAGCUGCGUAUGUCUGUGCAACUGGAGUUAGAUCGUAUCCUUCCACGGACAAUAGAAGCUGGAAAAUCAGCGCUGGUUGGAGCGCCUACAAGUAGCCUACGUAGUGAGAUCGGGAGCGAUAGCGCGAGCGGUACUCAGGACGAAACUGAUUUUGACUGUUUCAAGAACACCGUCGAUAACGUUUUCAGUGCUGGAGGAACCCAAACAUAUCAAGAAAAUAUGAGGAGUGAAAUGAUGCUCUCGGAUGGGAUUUCACUCUACAAAAUUGACCAUCAAGAGAGUGGAAAGAUCUUGCAAGAGGCCCUUGCAGAAUUGCCAGGGCUUCCAAGACUUGCUGUAUAUGACCGCACACAUUGCCCUUUUCGGGACGUUGACAGCACUGGUUUCACCGAUGCAUUCCAUGAUCGCGUUCAGCAAGAGCUCACUAAUAGAGCCCUUUAUUCAGCGACUAUUCAUCAGAGUAUUGUGCAGCAAUGGCAGAAUACAAAUUAUGAAGCACUAGAAAACGAGGUACUUGAAAGUAAUCCUAACAGUAGUCCUGUGAUUACAAUGGAAACAUCCGCGUUAAUACGUAGAUGGUCAAGGCAGCUACUUUUGGAAGGGACAGUUGAUUACGUGCAACUUGGGAGACAUCUCCUUCUGAAGUCGUCAAGGAAAGCAAUGACUCUUUUUCACGACCAGCUAAAGAGGAACGGGGUUGUGGAUAAAUGUGUCACUGGAUCUGUAAAGGACCACUGCUCGCUAAAGGAACUAGUAGAAGAGCAGAAUCCUGAUGCUGCAUCCGAAGAUCUGGGUUUAUAUCCCACUGUAUUAGCCUUCUUAGAAAGUAAGAAGAAACAGUAUGAUACAACGCAUGCCUGUGUAGUGAACUUGGUGCUGGAUGCUUAUCAAGGUGAGCGAAAUACUCGUGUAGAUGCAGAGGCUGAUGAAGUAAAAAGGUGUGAAGAUGCAUCCCGUCAUGCACGACAGUUACUUCACCGGGUGCUGCAGCUCUAUGAACACGAGAAAGACUCACAGCGACCACAACAAGACAAGGAGCGUAUAAAAAAAAGACGCAGAUUGCUGCAUCUGGAGGCGGACACUGGUAGAUCACCUUUGAACGGGAAGCGCUAUUCCUAA
Molecule: messenger RNA, 1866 nt
Organism: Phytomonas sp. EM1
Lineage: Eukaryota; Euglenozoa; Kinetoplastea; Trypanosomatida; Trypanosomatidae
Source: the annotation of a GenBank genome assembly